Molecule: messenger RNA, 2554 nt
Organism: Paramecium octaurelia
Lineage: Eukaryota; Ciliophora; Oligohymenophorea; Peniculida; Parameciidae
Source: the annotation of a GenBank genome assembly
AUGGACCAUGCACGAAUUCUAAGUUUUCUAAACUCUUUACAGAAAUAAGCUUGUACUCAAUAAAUGGAUAAUGCACAAUGUCCCAAGGAAUCUCUGAAGAGUUUAUAUGAGAAAUUCACGAAAGAGUAUUCAUUGCAAAGAGCUAGGGUAAGUAAUGAUGGGAUUAUUGAUUUAGACUUUGAGUAGAGAAGAGAGGGUGGCGAAUCAUUUGACAUCCAAUUCUCUAUCGUACGGGGAAAUAGUAAGUAAAUAUGCUUAAAACAAAAGGAAUUCACAUCUUUAUCUGUGGUCUUCCAAUAGGUUUCACCAAAGAAAGGGGGAGUCUUUUAUGAUUUAGGCAGUGGCAUUGGUAAGAGUGUGAUUGCUGCAUCAUUAAUGCAUUAAUUCGACAUUUGUAAAGGCAUUGAAUUUUUGCGUUCUUUGCAUGAACAAGCUUGCAAGUUAAAGUAAGAAGUGGAAAAACAGAAAUCUCUUAUUGAAGAAGAAAUGGAACAGAUUGGAAUAAAAGAUUAUCAACAACCAAAAAUUGAAUUUAUCAAUGGAGAUUUCCAAGAGGUAUUAUUAAAUUCACGAAAUCAAGUUGGAUUGGAGUGAUGGCACCUUCUUGUUUGCUUCAACUACUUGUUUCGAACCAGAUCUAAUGAACCAAUUGAGUAAGAAGGCUGAAGAUUUGAAGGAGGGAUCUUAUUUCAUUACUGUUACUAAAACACUGGAACCUUAGACUUGUUGGGAUCUUAUCAAGUCUAUUUAGGUGUAAUUGUCUUGGGGGUUAGCUACAAUUCACAUUUAGCAAAAGAAAAUGAAUUAGAUUUAACAAUAAUAAAAAUAAUUAUGAAAUAAUCUCAUUCCAAAAAGAAUCUGACUAGCAGUCUUUACAUAGCUAACAAUUAACAUACAGAACUAAUCGAUUAUCUUAAACAAGAAAACAAGCAAUUAACUGAGUAGUUGAAUGAAUUGAAGGGAUUGCUCUAAUUAAAUAAAAAGGCAUUGAGAAUUAUGACACCACAACAUAAUGAUGAAUAAAAUAAAGCUUUAUUGAUGGUUAUGAAAAACUUAUAAGAAGAAAAUGCCAAAUUGCAUAAUCAAAUUGACAAACUUAUAGAAGAAAGGAACCAAGCAUAAAAUUAAGUAUUAAUAAAUUAAUAAAUCACUGAAGAGGCUUAACGACAUGAAAAAGAAUUAAUCUUAUCAUUAUAGAAUAAAAUCUUAACUUUAUAAAAUAACCUCAAUAAAGCUGAAUAGUAAUUAAGUAAGAUGGAAUAACUCAAACCUGAAUACGAUGAAGUAUCAGGUAUUCUCAUUAAAUACAAAGAAAUUUGUGAACCUGACAAAAUUGCUAUCAAACUUCAUAAUCAAAUAGAAAUGCUAAAAGCUCAAUUGAUAGAUUAGCUUAAGAAGAAUAAACUCAUUGAAGCUGAAAAAUACAAACUACAAGGAUUUAAUUUAGUAUAAUAUUGUCCCUAUUGAUUUAGAAACUAAUGAGUAAUCUAGUUCAAAUGAAGAAUACAGCUAUGACAUAUCAUGGGAAUAAACUAAUCAUUCAAUAAUAAUAGACCAAUUAAGGACCUGAAUAAUUGAUUAAAUGUAAUCAUAAUAUUAUUAAUUUAGUCUAAAAUAAUUUAUUAAAUGUGAUUAACAAAGAAGAAAAUGAGAAUUCUUCUGAAAACGAAGAAAAUUCUUCAGUUGGUAGCUCACCCUUGAUGUCACCUCUACCACUGAAACAGGAGAAUUAAGUGGCUAAAUAAAUGAAGGAAGUUCCUAAAUUAGAUCUCACUAAGGCUAAAUAAAUAUAAGAGAUAAAUGCUAUAAGACAAAUCUAAUAGAUGUAGGAUAUGAAAAAGUAGAUAGAUCCCAAUAUAGCUGAAAAAAUCAAUAAGUAUGAGAGAUUGCUAGAGGAAUUGAGGAAGAACUAUCAAAGAGAGAUGCUAUUAAAUAAAACUCUUGAGACAUCAAAUAAUGAAUUGCAAAGGAAAUGCGAUGAUUUCGAAGUAUGUCAAUAGUUAUACUUUAGAGUUAAAUCUAAAUUCUCAUAAAUUCAAACUUAAGACAUCAAGAGAAAUUACAGAAAAUCAAUAAACAAUAUUAUUUUUUGCAACAGUUUUACAUCAAUAACAAAGAUUAAGUGACCACAACUCAAAGUCAUAAUCGAAGAUUUUCCUAAAGUCCAACAGAACUUUCACAGGAAAUGAUCUUGGAUACUUCGUUUAUUGAUGCAAACGAAGCCAUAAUAUCGAAUGAGUUACAAGAACAAAAAUACAUACAACAAUAGAUGUAAUAAUAACAAUAGUAACAAUAACAAAUUUAGUAAUUCUAAUAAUAAAACUUCUACUCCCUUUAUUCUCCAAUUAACAUUGAAGAUUCCAAAAAGUUUCUAUUGGGUCUGGCUGAAUUAAUUUAUUGUGGAUUGCAGGAGAAAAUAGAAUAGAUGCAACUGUAAUAGUAAGAACAAUAGAAUUGUCAAAAAGUGAAGGAAUAGAGGUUUAGAUCUAUUAGUGACAUAAUCGAUUACCAACAUAUAGGACUCUAAAAAUAUAAUUAUUUGUAACAAUAAUGA